This is a messenger RNA of Numida meleagris (helmeted guineafowl), 336 nucleotides long. Its product is annotated as claw keratin-like. Bases 1 to 336 code for a protein of 111 amino acids. Gene Ontology annotation, molecular function: structural constituent of cytoskeleton. The transcript has a single exon. The record is from RefSeq and is a predicted model, not a curated record. NCBI's taxonomy places the organism in Eukaryota, Metazoa, Chordata, Aves, Galliformes, Numididae. Gene Ontology annotation, cellular component: intermediate filament.
AUGUCCUGCUCCAGCCUGUGUGCCCCUGUGUGUGGGGUGUCCGCCCCGACCCCGCUGGCUGACAGCAGCAACGAGGCCUGCGUGCGGCAGUGCCCCGACUCCACCGUGCUCAUCCAGCCCCCGGCCACCAUGAUCACCAUACCUGGGCCCAUCCUCAGCUCCUUCCCGCAGAGCGCCGUGGUCGGCUCAGCAGGAGUCCCCGCCGUUGGAGCGGGCUUGGGUGGCUCCUUUGGACGUGGUGCUGGCUUUGGGGGCUUUGGAGGCCUGGGAGGCUACGCAUACGGUGGCUUGGGCAGAAGCUACAGGUCCCUCGGGGGCAGCUGUGGGCCCUGCUAA